GGAACUGCACGAAGAUGAGGCUAUCUCGAGCCGAACAUAAAGACAUAGUCCGAUGCACUGAGCACCUCAGACCUACGCGUCAGUGUAUGAAGAUACUAAAGGAGAGAUUUCCAAAUCACUCGCAGUCCACUCUUCUGAGCAUCUUCUCCCUGGAGUACCAGAAAAGGACAAAGAAAACCAUCUCCCGACACCAUGCACCAGAUGUCAUCGAGAGACACUACCAAAGGUAUCUGAGUGCAGCCAAGGCCCACCCUACGGCCCCGGUUCUCCUGGAGUUGGCCAAUGAGGUGGAUCUCUCCCCUGCUCUGAUGGCUCGCGUCAUACUGGACAGGUACCUCCAGGACCCGCAGGGUGCAGUGCCAUCUAAGCCAGUCCUCAAUAGUAUGCUGAAAGAGCCAUCACUGAUUCCAGACCAGACUCUAGCCAAGCACAUCUACCAGUGCACAAUAAAUGACUGCUGUUAUGGACCGCUGGUAGACUGCAUCAAACAUGCCAUCGGCCAGGAGCACGAAGUCUUGCUGUGUGACAGGCUGAAAGAGAGGAACCUAUCCUUUCUGGAUGAAAAUCAACUGAGAGCCAUGGGCUACGACAAAACACCGGAUAUUAUACUAGAGGUGCCAAUAGUUGUUGAAGGACAUAUUGUCCACUGGAUUGAGAGCAAGGCCUCGUUCGGAGACGACCAGAGCCACUGCACCUACCUCACUGAACAGUUUUGGAGCUACUGUAACAGGUUCGGGCCAGGCCUGGUGAUCUACUGGUAUGGCUUCAUAGGGGAGCUGGACUGCAAGCGAGACCGCGGAAUCCUCCUCAAGGAAUGCUUCCCCACUGACAUCGUCACACUUUGCCAUGGCGCCCGCCACGAAGGCCCCGCCCCCCCUGGGAAAAUAACAACAACGCCGACGACAACAACCGCAGAAGAAGAGUCGUCUUGAUUGACAGGUCAAGAAAGUUUGGCGAAAGAAUAAUGGCGCCUGGUACAUGGGUGGGGGGGAAGGGAGGUAUAAGAGAAAAGCAGAGGAAGGGAGGUGGAGAGGAAGGGUAAACGUGGAGCUAUGCAGGCUGGGAUAGAUGGAUCCGGAAGCAAUUUAGUCUUCCUGCAGUGGGAGACUACCAGCAAAAAAAUAUAUUGCCCUGAACUGUAACUGACCCUCUUUCUAUUUCCAAAUGUUUUGUUUUUUUUACUUGGUAUCUCCCUCUGACCCACCCUGUUCUCUCUCUCUCUCUCUCCCUCGCUCUCGCUCUCUCUCACACACACACACACACACACACACACACACACACACACACACACACACACACACACACACACACACACACACACACACACACACACACACACACACACACACACACACACACACACAGCCGCCAUUCUACACAUCUGCCAUUCGCCCCCCCGCACCACAGUGUGAAGCCCUGUCGUGAACCUUUCCAGGUUGCAGCCAGCUCCUUGGCCUCUCCGAGUAUCCAGACCAGUCGAGGGGGGGCGGGGGGGGUUAAGGCGGUGGGGAGGGAGGGGGGUGUCGGUGGGGCCAAGAGGACGUGAGGCUCUCCCUUAUCACUUCCAAGGCGCUGGCCCUUCUCACUCCUUCCUGCUCUGCUCAGCGGGCAGAUAAAGAAGGAGUGGCCCGGGUGAGGGGUGGGGGAUCUGUCUCUCACCUACGUCACUCACUGGCCCCUCUGUCACACCACGGCACAGGAAACGGGAGCACUUCUGAUUAAAGUCGGACCCCGCCGUGACCUCCUUUACGGGCGUCGUUAGAAAAAGGAAAGAAGAUACCGAUGGCUUACCGUGGAGGCAUUUUAAUCAUACAGAAAUAAAUUGUUUUGUUGUGUUAUUAUGGGGUUCUUUAAAGUUGCCAAAUGUUUUGCUUUCUUUUAUCAUUCAAUUGUAAUUCUGUUAUUCCAACUCUGUUUAUGUUUAUUCUCAAAUAAAUUCAAUUGAAAAUUA
Messenger RNA from Gadus macrocephalus (Pacific cod), 1951 nucleotides. It is a transcript of the gene cdin1, whose product is annotated as CDAN1 interacting nuclease 1. The transcript is spliced from 11 exons. NCBI's taxonomy places the organism in Eukaryota, Metazoa, Chordata, Actinopteri, Gadiformes, Gadidae. Gene Ontology annotation, biological process: erythrocyte differentiation. Gene Ontology annotation, cellular component: cytoplasm; nucleus. Bases 15 to 932 code for a protein of 305 amino acids. The record is from RefSeq and is a predicted model, not a curated record.